This is a messenger RNA of Penicillium crustosum, 1506 nucleotides long. RefSeq lists its product as uncharacterized. Gene Ontology annotation, biological process: transmembrane transport. Gene Ontology annotation, molecular function: transmembrane transporter activity. Bases 1 to 1506 code for a protein of 501 amino acids. Lineage: Eukaryota; Fungi; Ascomycota; Eurotiomycetes; Eurotiales; Aspergillaceae. The transcript has 3 exons. The record is from RefSeq and is a predicted model, not a curated record.
AUGUCGAUAUCAAACCCUCCUGUGGAUGAGAAGAUCACUGUCGUGGCAGAACCUACAUCCCCCCUUCAGAAAAAGAAGACGUCGCAGCUUCAUCCCCACAAGACGAUCCAGCAGCAUCAUAUAGCAAAUUUGGCUACCCGCAGCGACUCCAUCACAGGUCUCCUGAGUCCACUCAGCUCAUCUGUCUAUGUUCCUGCAAUUCCCGAAAUCUCCAGGGAUUUAAAUGUAUCCGUUUCAGCCAUCAACUAUACGAUUACAAGCUACUUGCUCUUCCAAGCAAUUACCCCAAUAAUCUGGGCUUCUGUCGGCGACAGUCUGGGCCGCCGCCGAUUAUACAUGAUCAUUUUGUCAUUCUAUGUGGGCUCAUGUAUCGGUCUGAAACUAAGUAACAACUACGCGGCUGUGCUUAUUCUGCGUGCGCUUCAAUCCACCGGCUCUGCUUCAACCAGUGCACUCGGCGCAGGUAUGAUCAGUGACCUGAUUCAUGUUAGCAGACGAGGUGGUUUCAUGGGCAUAUAUAGUGCCUUGGCUGGUUUCGGUACAGCAUUCGGACCAGUCAUAGGUGGUAUCAUGGCUCAGUAUACCGACUGGCACAACAUCUUUCUUUUUCUACUCGGACUGUCAGCCACUAUGCUUCUUAUCAUUGCAUUUUUCAUUCCUGAGACCCAUCGCUCGCACGUAGGGGACGGUAGCGUUUUGCUUCCGCGUUAUCUUCGACCCCUCUUUCCCUUUCUGGAACCAUCUGGGAUGCAAAGGGAUCAUCCUCUACAAAAACCUUUAUUUAAAAUCGAUUUCAUUGGGCCGAUCCUCAUCAUGAAAGAGCUCGAUGUUCUGUGUUGUAUCCUGUAUCCUGGAAUCUGCUACACCGUUUGGCAAAUGAGCAUUGUCGCUGCAUCCACUAUCUAUGCUCGUGACUAUGGGCUCAGCGAGCUUCACAUCGGUCUCACAUACAUCUCAAAUGGUAUCGGAUCCUUGUGCGGUAGCUUACUCGUUGGACGGAUGCUUGAUCUCGACUACCAGAAGCAGCUUCGCCGGGAGUCCGAGGGGGUCGAGAAUCCCCCGAAAGAAGUAAAGAGAAUCGAGCAUGCUCGUAUUCGCGCAGUGCGCAUUCCUAUCAUCGUCUUUAUUGCUACUACUAUUGCAUUUGGUUGGACCGUUCGAUACCAUGUUCACAUCGCAGCGCCUAUUACCCUGUCAUUCUUUGUCGGCGGAUUUGAUACCUGCAUUCUUGCAGCAUUCUCAACCCUUGUCGUCGACUUGUUCGAGAAGAAGUCUUUUGGUGUAACAGCCAGUAUGAACCUGGCGCGUUGUCUCCUCUCUACGGCCGGUACAGCAGCAAUCGAGCCUAUGAUUCAAGCAGUUGGUACCGGGUGGGCAUUUACCAUCCUCGGUCUCAUUUGUUUGGUAAUUUCCCCGCUUGUCUUCGCUGAAUACCAAUUUGGAACUGCAUGGCGUGACAAAAGGAAAGCAAAACUUCAAGCUAAAAAAGAAACCGGGAGCUCAUAA